UGCGGCUUCGCCUGCGCCGGGCGCGGAGCAGCGGCGGGGAGCGCGGGCGGAGCCCCCCCCGCAGCCCCCCGCCGCCCCCCGGCCGCCACCAUGGUGCAGAAAUCCCGCAACGGAGGCGUUUACCCGGGGCCCGCCGCUGAGAAGAAGCUCAAGGUGGGCUUCGUGGGGCUGGACCCCGGCGCUCCGGACUCCAGCCGGGACGGAGCGCUGCUCAUCGCCGGUUCCGAGAGCAGCAAGCGGGGCAGCAUCCUCAGCAAGCCCCGCUCCGGGGUGUCGGGCAGCGGGAAGCCCCCGAAAAGGAAUGCUUUUUACCGCAAGCUGCAAAAUUUCCUCUACAAUGUGCUGGAGAGACCGCGGGGCUGGGCAUUCAUUUACCACGCAUACGUUUUUCUACUAGUUUUCUCCUGCCUGGUGCUGUCAGUCUUUUCGACCAUUGAUGAGUACCAGAACAGCUCAGAAGGGGCCCUUUACAUCCUGGAAAUAGUCACCAUCGUGGUGUUUGGGGUGGAAUACUUUGUGAGGAUCUGGGCUGCCGGCUGCUGCUGCCGAUACCGGGGCUGGAGGGGGAGGUUAAAGUUUGCCCGCAAGCCUUUCUGUGUCAUCGACAUCAUGGUGCUGAUCGCGUCCAUCGCCGUGCUGGCGGCAGGGUCCCAAGGGAACGUCUUUGCCACCUCAGCACUCAGGAGUUUGAGGUUCCUGCAGAUCCUGCGCAUGAUCCGCAUGGACCGGCGGGGCGGCACAUGGAAGCUCCUGGGCUCUGUGGUCUACGCACACAGCAAGGAGCUGAUUACUGCCUGGUAUAUUGGCUUCCUGUGCCUCAUUCUGGCCUCUUUCCUGGUAUAUUUGGCCGAGAAAGGAGAAAAUGAGCACUUUGAUACAUACGCAGAUGCACUCUGGUGGGGUCUGAUUACUCUCACCACCAUCGGCUAUGGGGACAAGUACCCGCAGACCUGGAACGGGCGGCUGCUGGCGGCUACGUUCACCCUCAUCGGCGUCUCCUUCUUUGCCCUUCCUGCUGGCAUCUUGGGUUCAGGGUUUGCUCUGAAGGUUCAAGAGCAGCAUCGACAAAAACACUUUGAGAAGAGGCGAAACCCAGCAGCAGGCCUGAUUCAGGCGGCUUGGAGAUUUUACGCCACUAACCUGUCCCGGACGGACCUGCACUCCACUUGGCAGUACUACGAACGCACCGUCACCGUCCCCAUGUACAGCACGCAAACGCAAACGUACGGUGCCUCCAGACUAAUCCCUCCUCUGAACCAGCUGGAGCUCCUGAGGAACCUGAAGAGCAAAUCGGGACUGACAUUCAGGAAAGAGCAGCAGCCUGAACCAUCGCCAAGUCAGAAGGUCAGUUUGAAAGAUCGUGUCUUCUCCAGUCCCCGCGGUGCUGGCACCAAAGGGAAAGGCUCUCCACAGGCUCAGGGCAUCAGGAGGUCCCCCAGCGCUGACCAGAGCAUCGAGGACAGCCCAAGCAAAGUGCCCAAGAGCUGGAGCUUCGGAGACCGCAGCCGAGCCCGGCAAGCUUUCCGCAUCAAGGGAGCGGCGUCACGGCAGAACUCGGAAGCAAGCCUCCCUGGAGAAGACAUUCCUGAUGAGAACAAAAGCUGCAACUGCGAGUUUGUGACGGAAGAUUUGACACCAGGGCUGAAAGUCAGCAUCAGGGCAGUGUGCAUUAUGAGAUUUCUGGUCUCCAAGCGCAAGUUUAAGGAGAGCCUUCGGCCCUACGACGUGAUGGAUGUCAUCGAGCAGUACUCAGCUGGUCACCUGGACAUGCUCUCCCGGAUUAAAAACCUUCAGGCCAGGAUAGAUAUGAUUGUGGGUCCCCCACCCCCUUCAACUCCCCGGCAUAAGAAGUAUCCAACCAAAGGACCCAUGUAUUCUUCCAAAGAAUCUCCCCAAUACUCGCCUAGAGUUGACCAGAUCGUUGGGAGAGGAUCCUCCAUGACCGACAAGGAUCGGACCAAAGGGCCAGCGGAGGGGGAGCUGCCUGAAGACCCCAGCAUGAUGGGCAGGCUUGGGAAAGUGGAAAAACAGGUUCAGUCAAUGGAGAAGAAGCUGGACUUCCUGGUGAACAUUUACAUGCAGCGGAUGGGCAUCCCACCGACGGAGACAGAGGCUUAUUUUGGGUCCAAAGAACCAGACCCAGCACCUCCCUACCACAGCCCCGAAGGCAGCAGGGAGCACAUUGACAAGAACGGCUGCAUCAUCAAGAUCAUCAGGUCCACCAGCUCCAUGGGUCAGAAGAACUUCUCUGCCCCGCCAGCCCCGACCAACACAUGCCCACCUUCGACAUCAUGCCAGCGGCAGAGCCACGGCUCCUCGCCCGUCGGAGACCCCGGCUCGCUGGUCCGCAUCCCACCUCCGCCUUCCCACGAGCGUUCCUUGUCAGCAUACAGCAGCGGGCACAGGGCGAGCGCGGAGUACCUGAGGAACGAAGACAUUACAACCAAACACCACGAGAGUGCCAUGAGAGACAGCGACACGUCCAUCUCCAUCCCCUCGGUAGACCACGAGGAACUGGAGCGCUCUUUCAGCGGCUUUAGCAUCUCCCAGUCCAAAGAGAAUUUGGACAUCCUUAACAACGGUUGCUAUGCAGCCGUGGCCAAAAUCAGACCCUACAUUGCAGAAGGGGAGUCAGACACCGAUUCUGACCUCUGCACGCCCUGCGGUCCUCCCCCCAGGUCGGCCACGGGUGAAGGACCCUUCAGUGACAUGGGCUGGUCAGCCUCCAGGCAGUGAAGCCUUCUUGCAGCCACCGAGCCACAUCUGUGCGCUGGCAGCUGCCCAUGCAUCGAACUUCUCAAGGAGAUCGACAGCUAAGGUUUUCCUCCUUCUAGGACAUCCUUAGCUGGCAGAUACUUUCUUACUCUGGGGUGGGCGAAUGAGCAGGUCUGAGCCUGCAUUUGUGGAAGAGGUCACGGCGGUGAGCAAACUGGAGCCGUGAAGUCCAGAUUUCUUUCAUACUCUCUUUCUAAGAUCGUUGGGUGAAAUUAUUUCAUGAUGCAGGGUAGGCAACUUGCAUUUCUUGGGAACCUUCAGAAGCGCAGGGCAGGAAUAAACCACCCGGCCAGGGCUUUUGGAGGUCAUGGUUACAAGUGUUAGGUGGGAAUUGCCACAUCAUGGCACUGGUGAUUCCACCUUGUAGGUAUUUUGGAGUUGCGGAAUGAACACGUGUCUGUUCCUGGCUUAGAUUUCAGGUCAUGUGUAAUUACUGAGGAGUUGUUAUUCUAUGGUUCCUCAUUAACUGUCAGGUAGGUGGCAUAAUUCCAAUAUAAUACAUGGAAGUGUUGUGUAGGCCCCUGGAGGAGAGGGAUGGUGGCUGGAAUAUUUGCAUGAGCAGACAACGUGGCCUUAAAGUGGGAUAGGUUAGGAUACUGCUCUGAACCAGAACGGUUUGGAAAUUAUCCCAUCUUAGGAAACUGAAAGAAGAGAGGCAACCCAGAGGGCAAAGAAAUGAGGGAGAGGAGGAGCAGAGACUAUGGGCUGGAAUUUUAUGUUUUAACCAUGUAUUAUAUUUAAUUAUCUCUCCUCCCAUUGACAACGGACCUGGAGGUGCUUUGGAAGCAAAGGGAAACCAAUGGCAACCCCUCUGCAGGGCUGCCAUGGUGUGAAGCCAUUCUCAUGCCCAGCAGCGCUGUUGUGGAGGCACCACAGCCACCAGGCCAGCGGGACAGGGUGGAUAUGCAAGACAUGGUGGUCCUCGCGUUGCUGUGAGUUAAGUGCUGAGCUCCAUCCUUUUGAAGUCCUGUUGGUCAGAGUGGGCACUUUUCUUACAGUUUGCAUUGUGCCUGAACACUUUUGCACACACUAUGCCCCGUGAAAAUCUUCCCUUUCUUCUUCUGCCCUGCCAAGAAUCCCACACCCAUGUUCUCGGGACAUCCUUUGGUUUUGUUUGGACCCCUCAAGCUGAGUUAAGAGGUGCUUCUUGGUUUCUUCAUGGUUUUUCAGAAGCCUCUUACCUGUGCUUGCCCACAAAUUGUGCCAAUCCAAGGCUGCCCCGUUUCAUUGUGGUUAAAGUAGUUUCUCUUGGAAAGGUCAUUGUGCCAUUACAGAGAACCUCAGCAGUGCAUUCAGCUGGGGGAAGGUGAGGGGAAAAGUGAUGCUCAGAGUUUCUUUUGGGACCAAAAUGAAGUCACUUUACAUGGAUAUGUUGGUAGGGGGGUUUUUUGCAAGGGGGUGGCUCAGGAAAAGUUGUGUUUGGGAUCCAUCUCUAGGGCUGGGACACCAUGGCUGGCAUUUUGCCUCUAACCUUCCCGUGCAUCUACAGCCCAGAUCCUGUGUGGGUUUUCUGCUGGCACCAUGUCUGUGGUUUCAAACCCCCAUUUUCCCUGUGUUAUAUCAAGAGCCUGUUAAGGAUAUUUACGUGGCAACUUCAUUUCUAUGUAGCCUUUGAGAGGUUGAACAUUGGCUUGCUUUGGGUGAAGGGAGAAUCACAGCCUUUUUGUCUCCUGUUUGCUUGUCUAGAGGCAGCGACCAGGGGAGACCCAGGACUGUUGGGGCCUUAGGGAAGAUGUAGGUGCAGACAGGAACUAAACCCAUCCUUUUGCUAGUGCUCAGGACCAACACACAGGUCUUCACAUGCGAUUGAGGUGUGGGGAAAGGCUCUGCACAGGUUUUGCUGCCAUUUUUCACCAUUCAGGAGGGGAGAACAUUUUUCUCAGAGGGAACCGAGGCUUCCAGCCAUGCUCAUUCCUUUCUUUCCCAUUUGAUCCAUUUGUUACCUCCUGCAAUUUUUCCCUCUCUGCUUGUGCUCCCAAACUCCUUUUGGCUCCGGAUUUCUUUGUGCAAAGUGAACCCAGUGAUGCCCUUGACUUCCAUACAGGGAAAUCUUUGAGUGCAAAAAGGCUGCAAAUUGUGCAGUUUUGCCCCUGGCAUGUUGCUAAAUGAGAUGUCUUUUGGUAGAGCAAGAAAUGUCAGCAGGUCCCCAGUCAGACUUGGUGGCAUGGUUUUUGUAGUGGCCACAGAAUGGAAAUUGUGUCGGGUGAGGUAAAAGUCAACAUUGCUCCAACCAGCUGCUCCCUGCAAAUCUCGUCCAAGUCAGAGAUAACACAGAUUUAUUACCUUAUUUGUUUGCAAUUGCUGUUGGAGGACUGCUGGAAAUGUAGCACAGGGUAUGAUAUAAAGGCAGAACGUCAGGUGAGGAUGAGGUCAUGCAGUAUUAAAGAUGAGAUCUUUACUAUAGGAGGCAAAGUCAACAGGACUUUGAGGCACAAUUGCUGUGGGAUGUAAUUUUCCUCUUGUCCUGAUUUUGAAGCCCCAUUGGCUCUAUUUUGAAUAUCCAUUUCUUACUGUAAAAUCCCUUUCUCCUUUCCAGAUGUUAGACCCUUGAGAGCAGCAACUGACAGUGUGUCCUCUGAGUUUUCUACAGGCUGAAAUCCCAGCAGUCUUAUCUCCUUUAGGGACUGCAUGGGAAGAAUGGUGUUUUCCCUCUUCAAAUUAAUACACCAGAGUUUAUAAAGAUCUUUUGACUUGUAGCUUUAAAAGGAUUUCUCCCGCGAUCACUGAUCACAGAAAACUAGUUUUAUAUAAGGGCAGCACAGAUUGUGUCUUGCUGCUGCAAAUUCUGCAUAGAAUUUUUUUGCAAGGUGUAAGAAAUAUCUCACCUUUUCUGUGUCAUCAUUUCAAAGAACUUCUGACACACGCCUCCAUCCACAGUCAUGUCAUAAAUCAUUACUUCUCAUUCAGCCAGGGAAAAAGACCUGAAUUCUUGGGUUAACCUACACCAGAAUUAACUCUAAAUCAUGCACCUUAUUUCUAUGAAAUGAUUUAUGCCUGCAUAAACUAGAACAGAGCCUGCUCAUUGCUUAUUGACAUAAAUAAUUCCAUUCCUGCCCUAAAUCAUAGCCAAAUACUCCCUGCAAAGUCUUCACUCUCAGUCAUUUAGUUCUCCCAUGCCUGUAUCACACACUCCUCGUGGUGAUCUCCCACAAGAAGUCUUAACCAUUAGAUUAAAGGAAAAUAAGUCAGUUCUGUUUUGCUAAUAGGGCAGUCCCAACGAUAAAGACCUUUUAAAGGAUGGACAGGCAAAAUUUGUCCCUCUGCUGAGCCUCUCUCAGGCUGGUCUUUGCUCCCUUGUUCCUCCCAAGUUUGUUCCUGUAGUUUUUGGAGGACAGAAACAAGUUUUAGUCAAUGCCAGGUGUAGAAAGGGGAGACCAAAGGGAGUUGAAGAAAGGAGUUAAAGCCAAAUUUCCAGCAGGCCAACUUGGGCUGCUCCAGGGAUGCCCAUGCCCGUGCAUGGUUAUGUGCACAGAGCCUGGUUUUGAGGUGCGUCUGUGCUGGAUGUGAAGCCAUGGCCUUGGAGCAGUGCCUGGGAUCUGGCCUCCAAGAAACCUUUGGGCUUAUGUUUUUCAGAAUCUGGGUCUAGGUGUGGAGAGAAAUACUGCAAAUGCCCCCAGUUGCGGGAUGGAGCAUCCCUGAGGCUGGGACCUGAAGCCACAGUUAGGUAUCGGGUGCUUCAGGUCCAAGCAUGGGUUCAAGUUUUCUGAGGAGUUCAUGUCUCCAAAUAGGAGAUGCUGCAGUCUGUGUGCAGGUGACCUUUCAUAUGUGACCCCAAGACAUAGGAGCAGAGCACUAGCCAUAACUCAAUUUCCCAAUAUUUGGGAAGGGACUUUAAUGUUACUGAAGUGCAGAUUUUGUAUGUGAAUUUCCUUGUUGGCUCAUUUUCUAAUUAAUAACUUUUAAAACACAAAUGCCAAGGAACUCACUGGAAACAAACCUCUUGUCCAGCUCUGAAAGCCGUUCUGUUUCUUUAGACAGACUAUGGGAUACAUGAGGUAGAUCAAAUGCUGCUUACUAGAUCCAAAUAAAUUCUGCAGGGUCAUUGCUAUUUACAGGUAAAUGGGUAUAUUUUUACUUUUUUAAUUGAUUUUUAAGAUUUUAAAUUAUAUGAGUUUUUAGAACAAGUUUGUAUAAUGUACCUGAGAAGCCAGAGCAUCGCCUCAGAUGCAAACGCUCCCCUUCCUAACCCAAAAGAAAAGAAAACCACAUUCACUCAUUUUCUCUCAAGAGGGAGCUGCUGCAAAGCUCAUUUCCCUCAGAUCACUAUGGUCACAGCAGCAUUAGUGCUAAAAACAAAAUGUAUUAGAAAAGAAACUGAAAUUCCUAAGGAACUUGCCAAAGAGUUGUCCCAUAUAAAGACCCUUAACAGUGAGUAUGCUAUUGAGAAUGUUAAAAAGCCCAGGAGCAGGCUAAGGAUUUCUGUUUCUCCAUCCAUGCUUGUGUGAACCCUCAUGUUGAGCCUUCAUCCCUUUCUUCCCAGCACGCCCAUGGUCCUCCAACCCGUGCCUGCAUGCCCAUGGUCCUCCAACCCGCGCCUGCACGCCUGCAUCCUCUCAUCCACUCUCCGUCAUGGGUGAGCAUCUUCUGUUUCCAUCAGCUUCCUUCUCAUGAACCAGAAACAAGGAAAUCAGAUACAAAAGCUCCUUCCCCUGCAGGUAACAUUGAGGCUGGGAUGAGGAGGGCUGUGGCAUGGGGGUGAGGGCAGCAUCCCCCUCUCAGCCCUGUGUGGGUCACUGCUGCUCAGCGGUGGAAAAGCUUUUAGCACACAAACACCGCAACUUCUCUGCGUCACACAGCAAAACGUGCUUAGAGCACGGGUGUGGGAUUGUUGGGUUUUUAACGUUAACAAUAGGGGUUUUUUAAAAUAAUAAGGAUAAUAAUAAUGCAUAGGAAUCUUCUUUAGUAUAUCUUAGUGUUUGAUGCCCCAGUGACACAAUACUGCUUGCCUUAUAUUGCUUGUCUAGAGGGAGAGGGAUUACACACGUUUUGAUACAGUAUUAUUCACGCUUCUGAUUUAGGUAGCAUCAAGGAGCGGCUGCUGCAGAGUGAGCAGCCGGGUCCUUUUUACCAUAUGAAUGUGCUUUCUGGACUCUCUCACUGACUGUACUCUCAAUUUUGCCUGCUACUGCAUGCAGCCUGAGAUGAGUAGACAGCAGUAUGCUCCAGCUGUAUCUGCACUCCCAGAUUGCUGUAGUACCUGAUGAGGUAACGUUGCUAAGAGCAUCAUUUUUGGGAGAGCCCGUCCUCCCAUUAACCCAUCAUGCAGGGUGCUGCGGUGCUUCUGUAGGUAACACUGAUAUACCAAGUGUCUUUCAUGCUGCCACUGAUCAUUGCCCCAUCCCUCUGAUACAGCAUGCACAAACUCCACUUCUACUGCUUGUAACUAAAGGGGUAAAAGCAACUAUGUUUGUAUCUGUGGGCCCUCGAAGUAUGUGGGGAGGAAGAAAUACGGAUUGUGUUGGCUGUUUAUAACAACCUCCUUUACAUCCAGAUGCCUCUGAAGAAGAGCAUCCCAGGUACCCCGUUCUGAGGGUUUGGAAGAGCAGGCAGUGCCAAAGAUGGAUGCCUAGUCUUUGUUUGGAGAUCCCAUUUGAAUCCCCAUCUGUGGGACUUGCCAUACGUCUGAUUUAAUUCUCAUGGGGUUCUCUUGCCUGCAUCCAGCUCUGGUGUGCAUGUGCAUUCAUGCCUGCAGCCCAUCCCGAGGGGCAGGGGGGAAUAUGAUUCCCAGACUUUGGAAACCCUUCCUUGGAUAUAUCACCCACCCAUGUCUACAGCCGUUGGGGGUCUCAGGGACCCUGCAGCUGUGCCAUAGCCAUUCCUUGUGGAAGCAUCUCUUGGUCUUCUUACGGAGAGGCUCUGAGCUACCUUCAAAUGUCCAUAAAUGUUCUGCCACAGUUCUCCCUGCCGUAACACCAGACUGUCAUGAAGCUUGCAGGGUUUGCCCAUCGUGCUGGUGUUUGCAGUCUCUUGUAUCUCUUUGUGCUGCUGCCAUAAUCUAGUUUGACACUGGUUCCAUAUCCUCACCUUCUUUGUCCAGACUAUAUGCAAGUGAAGAUGUAAUGCCAGAACUCUACUCUGAGACUUGCUUUUGGCCUGGCAUCACUAGAUACACCAGAGAGCCUUCAUGUUUUGUUAGCAUGGCAGUUUUGCUUUUUAUUGGCAGGUUUUUGCUUCCUUAUUGAGCCACCGUGGCCUCAGCAUCCCUGAUUUGUUCCACUGGAGCCUUUCAGCGCAGGGCUGGAGUCUAUUUACAGCGCCCUGGAAGGGUUUGUCCCCUUGGCUUUAGCUGAUUGUGAUGAAACAGGGAUGAGGGUUCAGUUCAGGUUUUCUUCUCAAGCUGAACAUCUCAGAGAAGAGCUCACAGUCUCUAACAGUGUUGAUGCUUUUGCUCCCUGCAGCAAGAGCUGCUUUCAAGACCCCAGUCCCCCUCAGCAGCCCACGCUGUGGACUUUGCAUUCCAGGCUCCAGUUUGCUAAUGGGUAGAAAUGGAAAGCAGCAGGUCCAAGCUGUGCCAUUUCCAAAGCUGCCAGUGAACCUGGAAGCAUCUUUCCCUCUCCUAAUUCCUGUAAAUACAACCGCAGAUGAAUUGUUCAAGCAGCAUCUGUUUGCCUAGUUCUGAGAAACUUGAGCUAACUGCAAAGCUUUCCAAAACUCCGUGCCAAGCUCAGGCUACAUUUCACCUGCAGCUACGCCUAUAAUUUUAGGGCAGGGUUCAUGGUUUCAGGCAGAAGCCAUGCCAAAAUCGCCAGUUUGGAUGGUUCUGGCCCAAAACCAAGGCUGAAUGUCACGCUGCCAGUGAAGCGCCUCCCCUGGAAUUUCAGCUCCAUUUGACAUGAAUGGCUGUGGAUCUGGGGAGAUGCUGUCUCCUUCCUAUUCCACACAAGAAAAGGUCAGCACAAGCCUUGCAAGCCAAGAUGAGAAAAUGCCUCCUUAUUUUAGCAUGCCAUGGGCAUUAGCAGCAUUUCAUGGUAAUCCCUUAAACCUGACCAACACAGUGGCCAUGCCCCAGUGUUUCGCAGUGAUGCUUGUGAAAGGGAUUUAUUACAGAUGUGGAUAUAGAGGGGAUCAGUCCUUUAUCAUCUCUGCAGACACCAUGUUGCUGAUGACCUGAGGAGAAGUCAUCAAAGCUGGUGACAGGCCUUUUCUGUCCUGCCUAGUCAUGAUCCAGCAUCUUUCAUGGGGCUGAAGAUAUCCCAUGCUCCUGUCAACAGGCAGGAUGGGGACUUUUCUGUGCUGGUUACUCUUUCCCACAACUCAAACCCUAACCCUAAAAUUUGAUAUUUCUUCACUUUUUCACACAAAAAAAAUCACACACAGAGACUGAGACUUUCAGAAACACUGAGGUAAAACAAGGUAUAGCUGAUUAAUGACAGAGAUGUUGUGAUUUUAAAUCAAGAGCAGACUUUAAACCUAGUUGCAGUUGCUGUGUGGUAUAUCAAAUGCUUUAGGAGAUUCAGUAAAUGAUUCUUAUAACUGUUUUAUUCUUUUCUCAGUAAUUCGUAUAGGUGGGUGCCACUGUUCUUAUACAGCAAUGCUCCACACACUAAAAGUAUAUUCCUAUUUCUCCAGUAUUAUAGACAUUGUAUUUAUGAGAUUUAUCUUGCUUGGUGUCACUUCGACACACUAUCCACGUGUACUGCACACAGAUUGCACAUUACAUGCCAAAUGCUGAUAGGUAUCACUACAUGUAAUAAGCAUUAUGUGCUUUGAACAGACACCUGCCUAGUUUGUGAUGUGACUCGAAUGACUAGAAAAAGCGAAAAAUGAGGAUCCUGUUUUGGUAAGGAAUACACUGCAUUUGGAUGCUUCUUUAAACAGAUUUUACUAGGAAGCUAAAAUAAGUAAGAUUGCCUCUGCAAUGUUACUUAAAAAAAUACCUGAACAAAGCAAACACAGCCAAAAAAACACUUAACAACUACUGUAUUUCUAUAUAUUCUUCAUUGCUAUUCAUCUGAACUGUAAAUUCUGUACAGGUUGAAUGAAGUUCACAGUUUAUCUUUGUCAUAACCUGCAAGAUGAAAGGACAACACAACUUUGGCUGCAAAAGUGUGGGCACAUUGUUUGCAUACAUGCAUAUUGCUGUACAUGCCUGUGCAUACAAACGUGCACACACAGAUAAAGCUUUAAAACAGGUAAAGCUGCAUCUGAGAUGCACAGGGAGGGGAAAAGUUCUGUUUUGGGGGGUAGGGGAAUGGGUAAAUCAAACCAAAAGACUAUUUUAAUAAUGUAUUUCUAUCAAAAAUGAAGAUUUGCAAAGGGGAUUGGUGUGUAAUCACCAUCCCGAGGAGAAAUCCCACUUCUGAAGGCAGCACAGGCCAUGCAUCAGUGAUGCAGUUGCUUUAAAUGAUAAUUUAUUUGGCUUCCUUUCAAACAAAUGAAAGAAUAUAGUGGCCAGUGCCAAAAAGCCCAUUCCCAGGACAUGUGGCCAAGCAGUUGUCCUACGCCAUCGGAGAGCCAAGGGCAAAAGGCCCUGUGGCUCCUCCUCUUACUUUUGCCUACAUCGUUAAAAAGCCCCUAGUUAAGAGAUAUUUCAGAAAAGAGUCAUCAAAAGCCCAUUUUUGAUCUUAGAGUUAUGAAAGAAAUAACAAAGUUAUAAUCAAUAAAUCUCAUUUUCCAAGCAGGACAGCCCACAGACUCCGACUGCCCCUAUACAGAGAUUUCACCAACCUCAUCAAAUGAAAUCAUCCUCUAGGAUGUAAUUUUGCCCAUAUUUUCGCAGAUACAAGAUCUCUAUUGGGCAGAACAUAUCCUUCAGUGUUUGAUCUAAUAAAGUCAUGAAGAACUAGUUUUUCCAGUUACAUACUGCUGGAUGCCAUUGAAAAAAGAGUAAUCAGAUUUUUGCAUUGGCCUGAAAUUCAUCUCUAGGUCCAAAGUUAUCAGCUGGAAGAGCCACUUCAGCUCUAUGUUUCUAAGCAAAGGGUACAUCCAUUGGUGGAGUAUGUUGCCGUUUCCCUGAGAUACCAUGGAGCUGUCAUGGUUUAUAACAGCAUCUGGCUCAUUUGGGCUGAACUAGGCUAAAGAUGGCUCAUGGGUUUGUCCUGAUGGUGAGCUGAGAGGUGAAUCUCACUCCAGGACAGGCUGUUAAUCCUUGGUGUGAGUGCAGGUUCUUCACCCCUCGCUUCCUGCUUGGAAAAACCCAGGGGUCGGCUGAGCAUGGAAGUUUGGUUGUCCUUUAGAAAGCAAAGACAGCUGCUGCUUUGCUUCCUUUCAUUUGCUCUGUUGCCUUGGCUUUUUUGCACUUUCGUUUCAUCUCCAAAGAAUCUCUCAUAAUGCCUUUGGUACUUCUGUACAAUUUUAAAACGUUUUGUAUGUAUUGAAUGGAAGACACUUGUAAAAUAGCAAUUGGACUUCUUUUUCUUCUUCUUUUUCCUUUUUUUGGUGAAUGUGUAAUUUCCUCUGUACAUUUCAAUCACGACUUUGUGCAAUGUACAUUUGAUCGGGACAGAUGCCAAGGGAAUGACCUGUAGUUUGCCAAGGGAAUAGCUAGAAGCUUUACGACACAGUCACACGUGGUUUUACACUAGCAAUGUAGCCCAGACUUUUACACUGAAGAGUUGAGCAUGAUACAGCGUGUACCUUCACAUGGAUGACUGUGGCAGCUGCAAAACUGUCUAUGUGUGAUAUUCCAAACAACAGCGACGGUUGCAAGCGGAAGGGAAAUGGAGGAGAAUUAAAUAAUCACAAGCAUUAAUUUAAGCCUCAAAGCAUCAGAAUGGAAAAUUUGCAUUCAGUAAAAAUACCAGAGAUUUAACCUUCAUGAGAUGAAAUACACAUUUAUUUUUCUUUGCA
Messenger RNA from Strigops habroptila (Kakapo), 12564 nucleotides. RefSeq names its product potassium voltage-gated channel subfamily Q member 2 (gene KCNQ2). Gene Ontology annotation, molecular function: voltage-gated potassium channel activity. Gene Ontology annotation, cellular component: membrane. The transcript is spliced from 17 exons. Gene Ontology annotation, biological process: potassium ion transport; transmembrane transport. The coding region runs from base 91 to 2736 and encodes 881 amino acids. Lineage: Eukaryota; Metazoa; Chordata; Aves; Psittaciformes; Psittacidae. The record is from RefSeq and is a predicted model, not a curated record.